Molecule: messenger RNA, 1706 nt
Organism: Pyricularia oryzae 70-15
Lineage: Eukaryota; Fungi; Ascomycota; Sordariomycetes; Magnaporthales; Pyriculariaceae
Product: zinc-binding alcohol dehydrogenase domain-containing protein 1
Exons: 2
Coding region: 593-1639 (348 amino acids)
Molecular function (GO): oxidoreductase activity, acting on the CH-CH group of donors, NAD or NADP as acceptor
Source: RefSeq, a predicted model, not a curated record
CAAAAUUACCUACAAAGAGAAAAGGGGGGCCGAACAUGGUUGCGUCAUUUGUGUGUCCCCCCUCGGCCAUGAUUUCUUGUUCCAGCUUGGAAUGCCGCGAUUUGCUUUGGAGCGCAAAGCAUAGAAGAAGAAAAAAGGGUCCUGCCUAAAACAAACAAAAAAACGACUGACAAAUGCAGCUUUGAAAUGUGGCCGGUCGCAAAGCAGCGAACGGUUUGCCCCGCCCCCCGCCAUGGAUGGAAGGUUGUAGAUUUUCUUUUCUGGCGUGGCCGGUGAGAGCCGUGCCGAGGAAGACGGCCAACGGGUACAGGCAAUACGGAGGACUGGGCGGAAAGCUGACUGACUCGUUGUGUCGAGCUCCGAUAUCUGAGGAGGUAUAUAUAGCUGUAGUCGGCCUCUUUGUUCCUACAUCAUCUUUACGUAUAGAUCUCAUCUUCAUUCUAUAAGACUGUUUCCCUAGAGCCUUUUAGAUACCCCUGCUCAACUUGUUUUCUUUGCAAGACAAAUAAAAUCGCAAUACUGUUUUUUUCUUUCACUUUUUUUCACUUUUUGAUACCCAUAACCCAAUCGAAACAUACACACACUCUACAAAAUGGCACCCACUAGCAACAAGGCCAUCAUCUUCAAGAAGGCUCCCGAGGGCUUCCCCAAGCCCGGCGAGGACCUCGUGAUCGAGGACCGGCCUCUCGAGCUGGUGGCCCCCGAGGGUGGCGUGGUCGCACAGGUUCUCUACGCCUCGUUCGACCCCUACCAGCGCGGGCGCCUCCGAAAGCCCGAGGUCAAGUCGUACUUUCCGGCCAUGACGAUAGGGCAGCCGCUCGAGAACACGUCGCUGCUGCGCGUGCUGGAGUCCAAGAGCGAGCGGUUCGCCAAGGGCGACGUGCUCAAGCACUCGCUGUGCCCCAACCAGCAGUACGUGGUGCUGUCGGCCGAGCAGGCGCAGCAGCAGAGCAUCUUCAAGGUGGAGGAGUCGAGCGAGUUCGAGCUGGCCCACCACCUGGGCGUCCUCGGCAUGCCGGGCCUGACCGCCUACGCGUCGCUCUUUGAGAUUGGCAAGCCCAAGAAGGGCGAGACCAUCCUCGUCAGCAGCGCCGCCGGCGCCGUCGGCCAGGUCGUCGGCCAGCUGGCCAAGCGCGAGGGCCUGACCGUCAUCGGCAGCGUUGGCUCCGACGACAAGGUCGAGUACUGCAAGGAGCUCGGCUUCGACCACGUCUUCAACUACAAGAAGGAGAGCCCUGACGCCGCGCUGACCCGCCUGGCCCCCAACGGUAUCGACAUUUACUACGAGAACGUCGGAGGCGAGCACCUCGAGGCCGCCCUCAAGCACAUGAACAAGUACGGCAGGAUCCCGACUUGUGGAAUGAUCUCCGAGUACAACGUCAAGCCCGAGGACCAAAAGGGCAUCAAGGGCCUGAUGAACAUCGUCUCCAAGGAGAUCACCAUGCGCGGAUUCCUGUACCAGUCGAUCGCCGGUCCCUGGGCUGCCAAGUUCAAGGAGGACGUUACCAAGGGACUCAAGGACGGCUCGAUCAAGGCCAAGCUCCACGUUGUCGAAGGAAUCGAGAACGGCCCGGAGGGUUUCGUUGGCAUGCUGCGGGGUGAGAACUUUGGCAAGGCCGUGCUGAAGAUUGGCGAGUAGACUUGAACGGGUCUACAUUGUACAUUAGACGAACCCUAAAAUUCUAAUGAUUAUGACAUUGAUACUG